Messenger RNA from Mesocricetus auratus (golden hamster), 5098 nucleotides. RefSeq names its product SRSF protein kinase 2 (gene Srpk2). Bases 301 to 2487 code for a protein of 728 amino acids. Gene Ontology annotation, molecular function: protein kinase activity; ATP binding. Gene Ontology annotation, biological process: spliceosomal complex assembly; protein phosphorylation; regulation of mRNA processing. The transcript has 17 exons. The record is from RefSeq and is a predicted model, not a curated record. NCBI's taxonomy places the organism in Eukaryota, Metazoa, Chordata, Mammalia, Rodentia, Cricetidae.
CCUUCUCGCACAGUGGGGCGCGGCGGGGGUCCCGACCCCUACACGCGGGAGGCGCGGCGGGGGCGCGGCGGGGCGGGGCCGCGGCGGGGGCGGGGCCGCGGGGGCGGGUCCCAUUGGCCUCCGCGGGAGCGGCCACGGCGGCGCAGGCGCGGUUCCCGCCUCCUCCGGCCGGCGAGCGAGUGGGAGCUGCAUCCCGGUGCGGCUGCUGGUCGCGUCGUCGCCGCCGCCGCCGCCGCCGCCUCCGCCGCGGAGUCUCCGGGCCCCCGCCCCCCCCCCACGGCCGGGCCGCCCCGAGUCGGAAUGAGCUCCAGGAAAGAAAUCAAGCAGAAGAUUGAGCUGCUGAUGUCAGUUAACUCUGAGAAGUCGUCCUCUUCAGAAAGGCCGGAGCCUCAACAGAAAGCUCCUUUAGUUCCUCCUCCUCCUCCUCCUCCACCACCACCACCACCACCGCUGCCAGACCCAGUUCCUCUAGAGCCAGAGGAGGAGAUUCUCGGAUCAGAUGAUGAGGAGCAGGAGGACCCCGCAGAUUACUGCAAAGGUGGCUAUCAUCCAGUGAAAAUUGGAGACCUCUUCAAUGGUCGGUACCAUGUCAUUAGGAAGCUAGGAUGGGGGCACUUUUCUACUGUCUGGCUGUGCUGGGACAUGCAAGGGAAAAGAUUUGUUGCAAUGAAAGUUGUAAAAAGUGCCCAGCAUUAUACAGAGACAGCCUUGGAUGAAAUUAAAUUGCUCAAAUGUGUUCGAGAAAGUGACCCCAGUGACCCAAACAAAGACAUGGUAGUCCAGCUAAUUGAUGAUUUCAAGAUUUCAGGCAUGAAUGGGAUACAUGUAUGCAUGGUUUUUGAAGUACUUGGCCACCAUCUCCUCAAAUGGAUCAUAAAAUCCAACUAUCAAGGCCUCCCAGUACGUUGUGUGAAGAGUAUCAUUCGACAGGUCCUCCAAGGAUUAGAUUAUUUACACAGUAAAUGCAAGAUAAUUCAUACCGACAUAAAGCCGGAAAACAUCUUGAUGUGUGUCGAUGAUGCUUAUGUGCGAAGAAUGGCAGCUGAGGCUACUGAGUGGCAGAAAGCAGGUGCUCCUCCUCCUUCUGGGUCUGCAGUGAGUACAGCUCCACAGCAAAAACCUAUAGGAAAAAUAUCUAAAAACAAAAAGAAAAAGCUGAAAAAGAAACAGAAGAGGCAGGCUGAGUUGCUGGAAAAACGUCUGCAGGAGAUUGAGGAAUUGGAGCGAGAGGCUGAAAGGAAAACCAUAGAGGAAAGUAUCACGGCUGCCAUCCCAUCCAAUGAGCAAGAUGAUGGGUAUCACCCAGAGGUGAAACUAAAGGAAGCAGGACUAGAGGAAGCAGCUGAAGGAGAGACAGCAAAGGAUAAUGGUGAAGCUGAAGACCAGGAAGAAAAAGAAGAUGCAGAGAAGGAAAAUGCUGAGAAGGAUGAAGAGGAUGUUGAACAGGAACUUGCAAACCUAGACCCUACAUGGAUGGAGCCCCCUAAAGCCAACGGCCAUAUUGAAAAUGGUCCAUUCUUACUGGAACAGCAGCUGGAGGAUGAAGAGGAUGAUGAUGACGACUGUGCAAACCCUGAGGAAUAUAACCUAGAUGAGCCAAAUACAGAGAGUGAUUACACGUAUGGCAGCUCCUAUGAACAGUUCAAUGGUGAAUUGCCAAAUGGACAACAUAAGAGUUCAGAGUUUUCCACAUCAUUGUUUUCUGGGCCCUUAGAACCUGUGGCCUGUGGCUCUGUGCUUUCAGAGGGAUCACCACUUACUGAGCAAGAGGGAAGUAGCCCAUCCCAUGACAGAAGCAGGACAGUUUCAGCUUCUAGUACUGGAGAUUUGCCAAAAACAAAAACCCGAGCAGCAGACCUGUUGGUGAACCCUCUGGAUCCACGGAAUGCAGAUAAAAUUAGAGUAAAAAUCGCUGACCUGGGAAAUGCUUGUUGGGUGCAUAAACAUUUUACAGAGGACAUCCAGACACGUCAGUACAGGUCCAUAGAGGUUCUGAUCGGAGCUGGCUACAGCACACCUGCAGACAUCUGGAGUACAGCUUGCAUGGCAUUUGAGCUGGCAACAGGAGACUAUUUGUUCGAACCACAUUCUGGGGAAGACUAUUCCAGAGAUGAAGACCACAUAGCCCACAUCAUAGAGCUGCUAGGCAGUAUCCCAAGGCACUUUGCCCUGUCUGGAAAAUACUCCCGGGAAUUCUUCAAUCGCAGAGAUCACAUAGCAUUGAUCAUUGAACUGCUGGGGAAAGUCCCUCGAAAAUACGCUAUGUUGGGGAAAUAUUCCAAGGAGUUUUUCACCAGAAAAGGAGAACUUCGGCACAUCACCAAGCUGAAGCCCUGGAGCCUCUUUGAUGUACUUGUGGAAAAGUAUGGCUGGCCCCCAGAAGACGCUGCACACUUUACAGAUUUCCUGAUCCCGAUGUUAGAGAUGGUUCCAGAAAAACGAGCUUCAGCUGGCGAAUGCCUUCGACAUCCUUGGUUGAAUUCUUAGCAGAUUCUACAAAUAUAGCAUUCUGAGCUAGCAAAUGUUUCCCCAGUACAUUGGACCUAAACAGUGACUCUCAUUCUCUAACAGGAUCACAAGAGAGCUGGCUCUACCCUCAGACCUUUGUUUUGCUUUGAGGUACUGUGUGACACUUUGCUUCCUGGGCACCAUGACCCUGGGGAAGGGUAGUCUCUGUCUUCAGCUAAGUAGUUUACUGGCAAUUUUCUUCUGGAAACAAUAACAUGUCUCUAAGCAUUGUUUCUUGUGUUGUGUGACAUUCAAAUGUCAUUUUUUUGAACGAAAAAUAGUUUCCCCUUUGUGUGUUGGCAGGUUUUGUAACUAUUUAUGAAGACAUAUUUUAGCUGACUAUUAUAUAACUUACAAUCUAUAGAAAUUAUCAGUUGGAGCCAAGGAAGAGCAAGGAAAUACACAAUUUUUCCUUCUGGCAUAGGGAAAUAAUCCCUGUAUUAUAGUGUAUGUAACUGUUAAUUUACAUAAAUAGGGGACAAGGGUUCACAUCCAGAAAAGCUACCCCUCCCUCCCGAGUGCUUCUUACCAUACAUUGCAUGUUGCAGAUUUUCACUGCUUGAAGAAGUCACACAAACUUUUCAUUCCAUGACAGUCCAAGUGGUUCUGGACUAGGUGCCACUUUAAAGGAAGGAAAACCUGCUUUUCACUAAGAAAUUGACACUAUAAUCUAGCAGUUCCAUUUGUAUUUUACAUAUUUUUAAAACUACUUUUAAAGAAUAAGUCAUUCUCCCUUAAAAAUGUGAUGACCCAGCACCCCCUAUCAGCACUAUAAGUUAAAUAUGUAGAUUAAAUUGGACAAGAGAAAUAUGUUCAGCGUGUGGAAUGAAAAGAAUAUAUUUUUGGAAAAGCAUGAUCGUGUUUGUCUAAAACACAAGAUGUGGCUUACACAGUUUGCAGCACAGUGGACAGAACACUCCUCACAGCUUAAAGGUAACAAGUGAUCAUGUUCAUUCCAUAAGCAGCUUUACUUGCUACAGCAGUUUACCUGCCUUUUCAUGAAUGAGAAAAUUUUCCCUUUGCAGGCUGCAUAGUUUUAGUUUAUACAUUUUCUUAAAAAUGAUUUGUAGAAUCCAGGACACAAACCGUUAGUAGGCAAUACAACUUUAGAAUGUAACAUAGGGAGGUAUAUUAGCCUCUUAGAAGUCAGUGGAUUGAAUGUCCUUUUUAAAAACAUUUUUAUUCAUUAAGGUGCCUCGUUUUUUCUUGACUUUGUCCAUUAACUUAUCCAUAUGCCUUUGCAAUAAUUAGAUUGUGAAAAGCUAACAAGUGUUGUAACAAUAAUCCUUUGUUUGGGGUGCUUGCACUUGUCUUAAAAAUUAAAGUGUUUUAGGAUUUUUUUUUUUUUGCAGACAUUGCCUUUGUCAUUGCACUGUAUUUGAAGUGACAGAAUCAACAUACAUUUGCUGUCAGUAGUGUCACCAAAGCUAAAGGAGGUACAGAUGAAGUCAUAGGACAUACAUUAAAGCUUAUUACCAGGAGAUCACUUACAGUUUUAGGACAGGAUGGAUUUUAGGAAUGAGGCUUUAGGACAGUCUACAUUGUGGGUGGUCCCUUUUUUAAAAUCAGUGUUCAUCAUAAAUGCAACUAAAUGCAACGGUUUUUCCCUCCUACCCAUUAUCUUUCACUCUGCGUGGACAAGAGUUAGCAUUAAUAUAUCACAUACGGUUGUGAGGUAGAAAGUUCUACUCAUUUAUGAGCUAUGCAUGCUGAGUUUUUCUAAUCAGACUGUGGGUUUCCAUGGAGAUCCCAUGACAGAUAGUGGCUAUGCAGUGUUGUUGGUCAUCAUAGAAGCAUUUGUAUAAGAACCUCAAAGUAUAUCUGUAUUCUUCCCUUUGUCUAAAAGAAUUUUUACUAUUUGAAUGAAAUUUGUCUAAUGUGGUUUUAGCUCAUGUUGGAAAAGCUAGAAUAUUAAAUUUAAGGUAGUUCUCUAUUAAUACCCUAACUAGCUUGCAUACAAGUUCUAGAAAGAAUACAUGUCUGUGACGGAGUACCAUAUCAGGUUCUUGGUAGCAUGCUGAUAUAAAAAUAUAAAGGUUGGGUGUCAUGGUACAGGCCUUUAAUUCCAGGGAGGCAGAGAGCAGGUAGAUUUCUGAGCUGGGUUUAUGUAAGUUGCAGACCAGCCAAGGCUACAUAGUGAGAUCCUGUGUCAAAAACUUUAAGAAAGGAAAAGAAUAAAUACGAGCUUAAAGGUAAACCAUUGGUAAAUCAGAACAGUAUAAUCCACAUAGUAUUUUUAGUUCAAAGACCCUGUGAAAUCUUCAUGGAAAAUUACAAGCAGUAGAUAACAAGUGAUUUUAACAUAUUCAGAAGUAGGUAAUCUGAAAAGUGGCAGAACUCUCCUAAGAAAAAGUGGGCAUUAGAGUUCCAAUCAAGUGACCUUUUUAGGUGAGAUCUACUUGGUGUUUUCAUAUUCCCUGCUUUUUGACAGGUAAGGUAAUAAGUAGAGCUUUGUCACUGGAGUUAAAACACACUCAAUUAUUUUCUUUCUUCGUUUUUCUUUUAACCCUGGCUUGCCUUGAGUGCAUAGACAUCUGCCUACACAGGCAUGCCUCCCUCUACUUUUAAUUAAAAGUUUUGUCCAUCAAAA